This is a messenger RNA of Phycodurus eques (leafy seadragon), 1249 nucleotides long. RefSeq names its product tubulin polyglutamylase complex subunit 1 (gene tpgs1). The coding region runs from base 21 to 968 and encodes 315 amino acids. The transcript is spliced from 2 exons. Gene Ontology annotation, biological process: protein polyglutamylation. Gene Ontology annotation, molecular function: microtubule binding. The record is from RefSeq and is a predicted model, not a curated record. NCBI's taxonomy places the organism in Eukaryota, Metazoa, Chordata, Actinopteri, Syngnathiformes, Syngnathidae.
UUCCGUUGCUGCGACACGGGAUGUCAACAAAUAUGGCCGACAGAGAGAAGCGCCGGUCCGCCGUGUCCGGGGAGUCUCCCCCCGCGGUGGUUGCCGAGCCGGGCCCCAAAGCCUCCGGGCCGGACGCCGACCGAGAAUUCCUGUCGCAGGCCGGCGUGGGCGAGCUGCUUCGCGGCGCCGUGUUGAAGAUGGUGGAGGCCCGGCCGGACGACCCCGUCGGCUUCCUGGCCGACCACUUCGGCAGCUUGGCCGCCGCCGUGGUGGAGAGCGGCGACGAAGCUCUCAAGGAGCCGCGUCUGAACGACGAGGAAGGAGGAGGCGGCGCCCAGGCUCAGCAGCGACUCAACCGAGCGCUGUGGCACCUGCGCCUGGCCCACCACUCGCAGAGAUCAGCAUUUGGCAACAAUGUCCGUGUGGCUUACGACCUCCUGAGCCUGGCGGGACCCUUCCGGCAUGCGGGCGAGGGCAGCCCCGCGGGAGCAACGGGAGGUGGCGUGAGUGGCGGCCUUUACACUCAGACCUUGCGGUGUUUGUGCGGCGAGGGCGGCGUCCCGGCCUCCACUUCCGCCCCGCUACUGGGCCGCCUCCACUGCCACGACCACGAGGCCGUCCCGUACGGCGUCUUCCGCCACGGCGUGCUGACCUGCGCCGUUUUCUCCGACUACAUCCGCCAGGCGCAGAGGCUCUACGCUCAGGUGUGCCGCCCGGACGAGGGGCCGGCUUUGCGGGCCCCGUGCCUGGCUGUGCUGGGCGCCCUGAGGGAGGCUCUGGAGACGUCGCGCGACGCCGACUCCUCCGGCGUCCAGGUGCUGCGUCGCCUAGAGGCCAGCGCCAAAAUGUCGCCGCACCAGGUGGCGUGCGCCAUGACUGAAGCGCAGGCGCGAGGCCCGGCUGGCCACAUGGACGCCAAGGAAUUUGAGAACGCCGCCGCGAAACUCUUUAUCGCUUGUGUGAAAGUGGUCUCGUAGCUUGCUUUUCUCCGUGACGUCACACAUAUUUCCGGGUGGCUUGGGACAUCACCGAUGGCACCAUUAGUAAACAAACUCUUCUGUGUCCUUUGACCAAAGCAGGGCCAUUGAGCUAGCGAUAAAUGAUUAUUGUAGCCUUCCUCUCUACUACCAGUUGUUUGAAUGUGUGAAGUGUCAGUCGAAAAGGUGUGAGCCACUUAGAACUAAAGGUGGGUAGCUCCAUUUUUGUCAUUUUGCUGGAGAGGAAUUUUCUGGCGACAAUAAAAUCUGCCUCGCCUCAA